Scheffersomyces stipitis CBS 6054 is the source of this 2936-nucleotide messenger RNA. RefSeq names its product Hsp70 family ATPase (gene SSC1). The transcript has a single exon. Gene Ontology annotation, molecular function: ATP hydrolysis activity; heat shock protein binding; misfolded protein binding. NCBI's taxonomy places the organism in Eukaryota, Fungi, Ascomycota, Pichiomycetes, Serinales, Debaryomycetaceae. Bases 37 to 1980 code for a protein of 647 amino acids. The record is from RefSeq and is a predicted model, not a curated record. Gene Ontology annotation, biological process: protein refolding; cellular response to unfolded protein. Gene Ontology annotation, cellular component: cytoplasm; mitochondrion.
AACAUCUACAACUCCGUUUCACUCCAAACAACAACGAUGUUAGCCGCUAGAAACUCGUUCAAGUCUGCUGCCGCACGUGCUCCAGCAGCUGCUGUCCGUUUCAACUCUUCUGCUGCUCCUUCCGGUCCCGUUAUCGGCAUUGAUUUGGGUACCACCAACUCUGCUGUAGCCAUCAUGGAAGGUAAGGUUCCAAAGAUCAUUGAGAACGCCGAAGGUGGCAGAACCACUCCUUCCAUCGUUGCCUUCACCAAGGAAGGCGAAAGAUUGGUUGGUAUCCCAGCAAAGCGUCAAGCUGUUGUCAACCCAGAGAACACUUUAUUUGCCACGAAGCGUUUGAUUGGUCGUCGUUUCGAAGACCAGGAAGUGCAAAGAGACUUGAAUCAGGUUCCUUACAAAAUUGUCAAGCACGACAAUGGUGAUGCCUGGAUUGAAGCCCGUGGCGAGAAAUACUCUCCACAACAAAUUGGUGGUUUCAUCUUGAACAAGAUGAAGGAAACCGCUGAAGCAAACCUCGGUAAGCCAGUCAAGAACGCCGUCGUUACCUGUCCUGCUUAUUUCAACGACGCCCAGAGACAAGCUACCAAAGAUGCCGGUAAGAUUGUCGGUUUGAAUGUGAUGAGAGUCGUCAACGAACCUACUGCUGCUGCCUUGGCCUACGGUUUGGAAAAGAACGACGGUCAAGUUGUCGCCGUCUUUGACUUGGGUGGUGGUACUUUCGAUAUCUCGAUCUUGGACAUUGGUGCUGGUGUUUUUGAAGUCAAAUCGACCAACGGUGACACCCACUUGGGUGGUGAAGAUUUCGACAUUGCUGUAGUGAGAAACAUUGUUGACAACUUCAAGAAGGAGUCUGGUAUCGACUUAGAAAAGGACAGAAUGGCUAUCCAGAGAAUCAGAGAAGCCGCCGAAAAGGCCAAGAUCGAAUUGUCUUCGACUGUCUCGACCGAAAUUAACUUGCCUUUCAUCACCGCUGAUGCUUCAGGUCCAAAGCACAUCAACCAGAAGAUCUCCAGAUCCCAAUUCGAGACCUUGGUUGAACCUUUGGUUAAGAAGACUGUUGAUCCAUGUAAGAAGGCCUUGAAGGAUGCCGGUUUGUCCACUUCCGACAUUUCGGAAGUCAUCUUGGUUGGUGGUAUGUCGAGAAUGCCUAAGGUCAUUGAAACCGUGAAGUCUAUCUUUGGUAGAGAGCCAUCUAAGGCUGUCAACCCUGAUGAAGCUGUGGCUAUGGGUGCUGCCAUUCAAGGUGGUAUCUUGGCUGGUGAAGUGACAGAUGUUGUAUUGUUGGAUGUCACCCCAUUGUCAUUGGGUAUUGAGACCAUGGGAGGUGUUUUCGCCAGAUUGAUUUCUAGAAACACCACCAUUCCAGCCAAGAAGUCGCAGAUCUUCUCCACUGCUUCGGCCGGUCAAACUUCGGUCGAAAUUAGAGUUUUCCAGGGUGAAAGAGAAUUGACCAGAGACAACAAGUUGAUUGGUAACUUCACAUUGUCUGGUAUCCCACCUGCUCCAAAGGGUGUUCCACAGAUCGAAGUCACCUUCGACAUUGACACUGAUGGUAUCAUCAAGGUCUCUGCACGUGACAAGGCCUCUAACAAGGACGCCUCCAUUACCGUUGCUGGUUCCUCCGGUUUGUCUGACUCUGAAAUCGAAAAGAUGGUCAACGAUGCCGAGAAGUUUGCCGAAUCCGACAAGGCUAGAAGAGAAGCCAUCGAAUCCGCUAACAGAGCCGACCAAUUGUGUAACGACACCGAAAACUCCUUGAACGAAUUCAAAGACAAGUUGGAAACUGCUGAUGCCGACAAGGUCAGAGAACAGGUUGCCGCUUUGAGAGAAAUUGUCCUCAAAGCUCAAGCCGGUGAAGAAGUUGAUGCCGCUGAAUUGAAGACUAAGACCGAGGAAUUGCAAAACGAGUCCUUGAAGGUCUUUGAAAAGUUGUACAAGAACAACGAUUCCUCUUCAGAAAACUCUUCUGAACCAAAGAACUAAGCAAGUGGGUGGUGACAUGAAAAUUCUUCUAUUAUUAACUUGUAUCAUGAUUCAUGACCCUGACUAAUUAUUUAUUUGUACAUAAUCUAGUUUGGGUUUUUUUCUUGGUGAAUGCACCUACUUCUCUCUUGUAAAUAUGUUUAUAACACUACAUAAUGAACACCUUUAAGAUGUACCUAUUUAUUAUCAUUAAUAGAAAGGAAAUGUAACUAGUCUCCUUGUAGUAAAUCUAGACAAAUCUAUCUUUCAAGUCGUUAGUGAGUUAAGCCUAUAAUUGUGAAGAAGGCUAUUGCUCUAUACCUUCAACUCAGUUAGACUGUGUUGAAUGCCAUGCGAUCGCCUCAUAGGUCCCCUACCAGAAGAUUCUGGUUUCAACGUAUGACGUCUGAUUAUGGUACCGUAGGUUCUGGUGAGUGGUUCGGACAGAUUGCCAUAGGUGCUAGCAGAUCGUUUCGAUAAACUUCUUGAGGCUAUAGAUUCACUAAUAGAAGACAAAGAAUAAACGGAGGAUGAAGCGACCAGCUCUCCUUCAGAUUCAUAUUCGAGCAUUUCACCCAAGAUAGAUCUUCUGUUCAACUGGUUGUGGAAUUCCUCUUCUUCCAUACUAGGAUUAGAAUCCCGACCCUGUGAUGCUAUGAUGGUUGGAGUAUCCGAUCUUUCUUCAGAAGAGCUGCUCAAGUUGGUGUUGGUUUGUGAGACCAUGUCGCUCAAAGAAAUCUCUUUGAAUGAAGCCUCCUCUGAUGCCAAAGGCAAUCUACUUUCUGUUUCGCUGAUUUCUGUUUCUGGUUCUACACCUUCUUCGGCUGCAAAAACGGGUUCGGAAUUAAUAGAUUUGUUUUCAAGAAGGUUUCUGAAGAUAUUGAUUUCUUGACGAAGCAUUAUACGCUUAGAAAGAACGUGAGCCAAAUAUCUUCUCCAAAUUUCGAGUGCAACGGCAUUGUCAUCUACUAUGGCCG